AUGAAGUUGUUAGUAUUACUGUGUUGUUUUGUUGCAUUUACACAAAGUGCUUUAAAUAUUAAUAGCUAUGACAGUUUAUGUGAUAUUUCCAUGAGAAAUCUACCGAACAAAGAUUAUAAUGUUACUAAAGAUGGUAUUGGAGUUGCAUUUAAUUUACGUGGAUUUGUAACACAUGACAAGCCUGUUGUUGCAUAUAUCUACUAUCCAAAGAAUGAGUCCAAAAUAUUUUUUGAUCAUGAAUUUGUUGAAAGAAAAUCAGAAAGUAAUCAAAUAAUUCUUUGGAAUAAUUCAACUGGAUCGACGUUUAAAAAUCAUCCACAUUGUGAAUUGUUGGUGGAAAUGGAUUGUGCAUACCCUGAGGUACCCGAACUUAGAAAAAAUGGUGAUUGCAAGUACAAAAUUAUGAUGAAGGUGCCUUCAAAGCAUAGCACAAGCACUUGUGGCGUAAUAAUUCACAAUAGGCUGCUAGAUUUAACACCAUUGAAAAAGAAAUACACUGUACACUCUGUAGCUAACAACGUCAAUACUACAUUUAGUAUUAGUUUAUGCAGUGAAAAUGAAGAUUGUCAAGAUCAGGCUAGUACUUGCGAUGUUACUAAUGAAACGAAUCAUAUUUUAAUUUCGAAAAGAGAUAGUGAAUUGAUUAGGUAUAAUGACAUAACAGGGGAUAUCGAGUUAACAGGAAAAGCUAAGAUUGGAAAAGCUGAAAAGAAGCUACAAAUAAUUUUUAAAUGCAAUUGGUUUAAGAAUGAUUCAGAACCUCAUUAUAAAGUUCCACAGAUACAAGGUAAAAAUUAUAAAUUUGAAAUGGAAUCGUGGCACGCGUGUGUGAAAUUACCGCCAACUUGUGAGUUCACCGAUAAAUUUUAUAAAUACAAUUUAACUGGACUGUAUAACCCCCAAAAAGACUAUGAAAUUGUGACAAAUACUUCAAAAAUAUAUUUAAAUGUUUGUGGACCACUGCUAUUACCUCAGAGUAAUAGUUGCUCUCGCACUUAUUCACAGGUAUGUUGGUCUAGCAAUGGAGACUGGAAAAGUAAAGGUAGACUGUAUACAGAACCAGUAGUGCAUAAGGAUGAUAAUCACGAUGAUGUUAUUAUUAUGAAAUUUAUUAGUGGAGAUGAGUGCAAGAUAAAUGAAAGUGUUAGUAUACAUAUGACAACAAUAUAUUUUAAGUGCUCGAAAACGGAAGAAAAACCAACUUUUAUUAAGGAUAGCAACUGUGAAUUACAAUUGAGCUGGAAGACACCAAAGGCAUGCCCUGUAAAUAAUAUAGAAAACUGCUCAGCUGAUACUCCUGUGAACAACCAACAUUUUGAAUGUACAUAUAGCAAUAAAUAUGAUACAUACAAUCUAAGUAAACUGUAUAGACAAAACGGUUAUAUAAUUCGAAAUAUUACUGAGAAUGAGGAAUAUCUUCUAAAUGUGUGUGGUCCAGUUUUAAGCCAUGACGCUCCAUGUAAACAGAACUCGAUGGUUGCGAUUCGCAAUUUACGUGAAUAUUAUAACCUUAAGAAAAAGAUACAUUUUUAUGGGCAGAUGAGAUCGAUUUACGUCAAAAAUGAAACACUGGUAAUGGAAACUGCUGGUGGAGAUUUUUGUGAAGAUCUAAAAACCGACUUUAAAAGUACAAUAUUUUUUGAAUGCGACAAAGAAGUAGAAGAAAGUGAAAUUAGACUUAGAUCCAAAACAAACUGUAGUUUGGAGUUUAUAUGGAAAAGUAAAUAUGCAUGUCCCAAUUCUACGUACAGUUGUACGUUUAAAGAUCCAAUUAAUUCAGGUUUCAUCUAUGACUUCACAAAAACGGAAAAAAGUUCUUUAACUGUUAAUGUAGCCGGUACAACUUAUUUAUUUGAUAUUUGUGGUGACAAUAAAUCUUGUAAGGAAAAUAGUUGCAUAUAUGUUCCAGUAAAAAAGUCAUUAGUGACAUAUCAAAACAAGACGCAUCUAGAAUUUCUACUUAACCAACCGUGUGCUCCUGUUAAUGGGUUUAACAGAACGCUUUUCGAGUUAGAAUGCGAUAACAUACAGAAUAAUGAUCAUUUCAGCGUAAAGAAAAUAGCAGCUUGCACUUUAAUUGUUUCACUUAAGACAAACCGAGCAUGUAAUAGUCAGAAUCACGUAGUUCCUGUUGAAUCUGUUGAACAUGACACUGGAUCCCAAGAGAAGCAUGAAUCUGUUGAACAUGACACUAGAACCCAAGAGAAGCAUGAUAAGAUAAUCCCUAUUGAACAAAUUCCUGAUGAACUGGACAAAUAUGACACAGUUGAAGAAUCUUCUAAUCCAGUAAUUCAGUAUACUAAGCAUUGUACAAUAACAAAUCCGUAUACUGAUUAUACUUUCAACAUAAGUAGACUUAAUCUAAACGUAUCAUCCUCGGUGUGUCCUGAUAAAUCUUUUAAUGAAGAGUCUCAGGUAGUAACUUUGAUUUACGACACGUCAAAUAUUUGUUUUAAUAAAGAUAAACGGGAUUACUCUCAGACCAUAGUCGAAUUAAAAUGUAACAAUAAUGUUCGGAAGAAUUCUACAGAGAACGGACGUUGUUUCAAAAAAUUUAUAUACGUUUUACCAGAAGCGUGCAAAUUGUUGGAGACAGGAAAAGUUUUACAGAGCAAAGUCGCAAGUAGUAUUAAUGUGGGUGCCAUAAUAGGUUACGUGUUCCUUGGAAUAGUUGCACUAGCCAUACCAGUAUUAUUAGUAGCCUUUUGGAUACAUAAGAAGCGUUCCAAUAAUAGAUGUUACGAGUCAUUAUUUAAAAUGGGCUAUCAUAAGGAUGUGGACGAGUGA
Molecule: messenger RNA, 2787 nt
Organism: Diabrotica balteata
Lineage: Eukaryota; Metazoa; Arthropoda; Insecta; Coleoptera; Chrysomelidae
Source: the annotation of a GenBank genome assembly